CUCAGAGAGAGGCAGAGGGAGAGACAGGGGUGGGGUGCUUGGAUGUACAUGAACAUGCCGACAGGAGAGUGUGCGGACGAGCGAUGACAGCAAUGCUGAGCCCAAAGAUCAGACAGACCAGGAGAGCCCGGUCCAAGAGCAUGGUGAUGGGCGAGGUGUCGCGGGGCUCAUGCCGGCCGGCCUCCCCCAGCCUCCAGGAGGGGGCCCUGAAGGCUGGCUGGCUGAAGAAGCAGCGCAGCAUCAUGAAGAACUGGCAGCUGCGAUGGUUUGUGCUGCGCUCGGAUCAGCUCUUCUUCUACAAAGACGAGGAAGAAACCAAACCACAGGGCUGCAUUACUCUGCAGGGAUGCCAGGUGAAUGAACUCACAGCGAACCCAGAUGAACCAGGAAGACAUCUAUUUGAGAUUGUACCGGGUGGAACAGGAGACAAGGACCGGGCACCAAUCAGCCAUGAAUCCUUCCUGCUCAUGGCAAACUCCCAGACAGACAUGGAUGACUGGGUCAAGGCCAUACGGCGGGUCAUCUGGGCGCCGUUUGGAGGAGGGAUAUUUGGCCAGCGUCUUGAGGACACGGUGCAGUAUGAGAAGAAGUUUGGCCCCCGGCUGGCACCCCUGCUGGUGGAGCAGUGUGUGGACUUCAUCAGGGAGAGGGGUCUGGACGAGGAGGGUCUCUUUAGGAUGCCAGGACAGGCCAAUCUUGUCAAAGAACUGCAGGAGGCCUUCGACUGCGGUGACAAGCCCCUGUUUGACAGUAACACAGACGUCCACACAGUGGCGUCCUUACUGAAGUUGUACCUGCGAGAGCUGCCUGAACCAGUCAUUCCCUUCUCCAAAUAUGAAGACUUUCUAACCUGUGCACAGAUUUUGGCCAAAGAUGAGGAGGAGGGGGUCCAGGAGCUUGGAAAUCAAGUUAGCACUCUACCUCUACCUAACUACAAUCUCCUCAAGUACAUAUGCAAAUUCCUUGAUGAGGUCCAGUCCCACUGUAAUGAGAACAAGAUGAGCGUCCAGAACCUCGCCACAGUAUUUGGACCAAAUAUCCUUCGACCCAAGAUGGAGGACCCAGUCACUAUCAUGGAAGGCACCUCUCUGGUCCAGCACCUGAUGACAGUGCUCAUUAGGGAACACAACCGUUUGUACUCAGGGAGGGACCAGGAGGGACCCACCAUACCGCAAACAGAACUCCCUGUCCAGGGACAUCAGCUCCAACAUCGUAGCCUGGGAGCCUGGAUCUCUGAGGAGGACCUUCAGAGCUGCCCAGUCUCUAACCCCGACCAAGAGCUGCACAGCAGUGCCUCUUCUCUGGAUGCCAAACUGUGUGCAGCCGUCACCCCGACCCAGACCCCGAACCCUCUACCAAAACUGGGGUCUUCAUCAGGGAAGGGAGACACAGUGGUCAGCCCAAGUAAACAAGCCAAGACCAUGCCUUCCUGGAAGUACUCAUUCAAAAGCUCCUCAGCGCCACGUUCACAGACACAAGGAAAGCAAAGCGGAGGCGGCGGCAGCUCUGUGGCAGAUACAACUAGUGUAUCUUCUGGUGGGGGAGGAGGUGGAGGUGGAAGUGGCGGGGGAGGUAACUGGCUCAUGAAUGGUUUGUCCUCUUUGAGGGGACACCGACGCACUUCUUCAGGCGAGCGGUCUGCCCGUGACCGCGACUCCACUGGCUCCUCACAGAGACUGUCCACGUACGACAACGUCACCUCCUCCUCCAGCAUGGGGAGUGUACCGAGCGUGUCCAGCACACCGUGGUCCACCUCCUCCUGCGAGAUCUCCGUCCCCGACUCUGGAAGUGAGCCUUCGGCGAACCAGAACUGUGGAGCAGGGAGUGAAAGUGGGGAAAAGGGCGAGUGGAUGGAGAGCCAGAGGGAGCUUGACAGAGGAAGGGAUGGAGGGAUGAUGACGGACCCGAGCUCUGAGCAGGACAGCUGCGAGGCCAUGGAGCUGUGCAGCAGCAGUGCAGCCUGCAGUGAGAAUGGAAACAUGGCCGUGGCAGCUGGUGUGCCGUCUAUUAUCAUGUCUGAGGAUGGGGACGGAAUAAAUUUAACACUCAGCAGUCUGGUGGAAGGACUGAAGGAUGAGCUGAGGAAACAGAAGACUGUCUACGAGACAAGGAUACAAAAACUGGAAGAGUCCAGUGCUGCUCUGUGUGCACAGAUGGAGCGUUUGGAACAAGAGAUGGAGCAGGAGAAGAAGAAGCAACGCAUGCUGGAGAUCAAACUACGAAACUCUGACCGAGCAAGGGAGGAUGCGGAGAACCGCAACCGGCUCCUGGAGAAGGAGAUGGAGGAUUUCUUUUCCACACUGGGAGAUCUGGCCCUGGGUGCAAGGACUAGCGACAUUUGACAUGUCAAGGCCACUCGUCCGUCUGUGGCCAAAACUGUGGCCGUCAUCAGGGUUUAUACUUUGGGGGUUGAGUGUCUUUUAACGUCCUCUUCAGUGCAUCAGGGCAUUCCUUCAAAAGAAGAACAAAACAAGAAAAUAAAGGCCAUAUUUGUGUACAUUCAGGACAAAACUCAAAAGAAACUGAGAUAUGAAGAUGACAGAAGAAAUUCUGAAGGAAGUAAAUAUCAAACUGGGACUGACGUGUGUGGUCCAUCAUCUACAUUAUGCACCAGGCGGUUUUGACUUUGUUACGCAUGCGUGAAAUGGGAACGUUAAGACAGCACUCCUGUGAUUACACUCCUUGUUGACGAGUUCAGGGUUUGUCUUGUGAAGGCAGUAUUUUAACAGUUCAGAUGCCCGUAUGUGACUGGUGGAACUUAAUGUAAUUUCUCUGACAUUCUCUGCACUGGAGAGCACUGACCACUACUUUACAAGGACACUAAAUGAAUAAAUAUAGUGCUGAAACUGUACGACCUGUUAAGAGAUGUUGAUGUUGAAUGCAGACAGCUGACUGAUAUUUAUCUUUAUCUGAUAUUUAUCUUGAAGGAAUACUUAAAACAUUUUGGGAAAUAUUCUUAUUCGCUUUUUUGCCUACAGGUAACCGCCACUGCUAACACCGCUGCUGUUGAAUGGCGUGCAUCCAUGUGCCACCCGGCAACGUCACUGUCCUAGUUCCAGCCACACCCCCCCCCCCCCCCCGCCCCCCAAAUAAAAGUAACACUUUUUUUUUCCAGAGAAGGAUAUUUUGUAUUUCCCAGCUCCCAUAGAAGCUCAGGUUCUCUCACACUUUGUGGCAUAUGAUGCACCAUGUUGCUGCAGUGUGUUUUUCAGCAGUGUUGCCAACUUAGUAACUUUGUUGCCCGAUUGCCUAGCAACAGGUGUGGCUACUUUUUGGACAAACUUUAGCUACUUUCAAUGGAAGACAGUCGGCAGAAUUGGCCCGUGAGUCAGCGGCACACCUCUCUGCGAGCAGCACGUUCAGUGUGAAGGCUGUCCACCAUGAUAGGAAAAAUAAGAAAGGUAUUCUGUAUUCUUUCUCUCUGAGCGAUCAUUUUACAACAUAGCCAGACAAAUUUAACUUGUGGUUUUGGUGAUUUUGUCGGACAGUUAUAAAAUCGGGGUUUUUUGCACAAGCAGAGCAGCAUUUUUGAAGUGGCUGCUGGUUAACAUUUAUCUCAAUGGGCCACGUUUCAGUCACUAUUUCAUACUUGUUCCGUUGUCUGACAACAGAAACUUAAAAACAUGUAAAUGAGAACAGCUUUACUGGAAUUUCGGCUGUAUCAAAACACUGUAUAUGUGAGCGCAAAGAGUAGGAGAGAAGCAAACACAUAAAGGGCUGAAACCGGCUGACACUAAAAAAUAUUUAGCAUACAUACAUAAGAGCAGUUUCAAUCUUUUCAUCUUACUCUCAGCAAGAAAGCGAAUAAAAUUGGUUCCCAAAUGUUUUUCAAAAUUGUUUUCUCAACUGUACAGUGAGUUUACCCAAAUUACAACAAAAACAUAUUUUUAACUUGCCUGUAGUGGUAGCUAGCUAGCAAAUUGCUUUUUCCUUUGGCUGGGUUUUAAGAUACAAAAGAGUUCUGUAAUUAUCCAGAGUCACAAGUUUACUGUUUCUGGAAAGAGAUGUUGCUAAAUUGAAAUAUUUUUAAAUCUGAUUUUUUUUUUUCUUUUUCUUGUCAGAACCAAAAAUUUAACCAAAAAUUGAAUUCAAAUUAUCUCAAUUUUUUGGCCAGAAUCUCAGACGAAUAUCUAAAAAUCUAGGAAAAUUACACCAAAGCUAUUAGCAUGGCUAGACAGUACUAAUUAGGGUUUUAAAAAUAAAUAUUUUUUGUAAUUUGGGCAAACUGACUCUUUAACAACAGUGAAAGCUUUAGCAGAGGCUCCUCCACUUUUAUUCACUGCAGACAUUUCUUGCUGUUUUACCAUAGAAUUAACAGAAAAGCAUUUUCAGGAAACUGUUUUCCCCAAUUCCUUCUGGUAACAGAGCAAAACUGAAGCAGUGAAGUUGGACCUUUUCUGUAGCUGCCUCUGUACUCCUCUUUGUCCUCAGGCCUUUCCAGUGCCUCUCUCGUCACCAUCUACAUGGUUUCCAUGUCCAUUUGAUGACAAAGUCUCAGUCUGCGGUUCACUCCGAACUUAAUAGAUGUCAAUAUACCUUUAAUGUACAGAUGAUACGACAGGGACAAUGAAAACAAUUACUCAAGCAUUGUCGACUUAGCGCAUGCUGCCUCGUACACAGGGCGAUGUGGCUCAGUAGGUGAAGACCAUUUACGGUACACAGUAAAUACCAAAGCUGGACUGCCUCAGCUGUUCACUCACUAAAAAAUCAGAAUGGCCUGCCUGGAAGCCAUGUUGAUUUUGGCACAUGAAGCUGAACACUGCCCUCAAAAAAAAAAAAAAAAACAAACAAUGGAAUUUCCUGGUCGUGCCUUCAGGGAAGUGUUGUUAAAUAGGAAAAAUGUAGUGUUGCUUGCUUGUCCAGAGAUGUAGUGCAUAUAUUCGCCCAUAGUACACACAGUGGCUGCAUUGUUGUUGUUUUUUUUAUUUUAUCUUUUAUUUCUAAUGUAGCAACAAACUGCUGAAGAUGAAUAACUUGAUCUCCCUAUAGAAGGUGCCAAUUCUUGUGAAAGUGAAUUGAAUGGAAGUUUUGAAUUAAGAAUGUAAACUUGUAGUGAAUGUAAUGUGUUGUUGAUGAAACCAGCCUGAUGAAAAAAAAAUAUGGAAACGAUUAACAAAGAGAAAAAAAAAAAAGAUAACUUCUUCCAGUUCUUCAAACCGCAUUUCUGAUUCCAGUCGUCUUACUUUGACUCCAGCUCUUGGCAAGGCUGAACAUGUGAUGCAUUAUGGGAUACAUCACAAAGACCCACAUCACAUCAGGUCACUGUGAUGCGCUUUACAGAUCUGGUCCAUUGGAUUAUUCAUUUUGUGUUUCCAAAAAUGAAAAGUUGCAGAUAUCUGUUUUGUGAGAAUUGCAUGUGGUUACAUUGCUGAAAAUGUCUUUUUUUUAAGCAUCUUAUUUCCAAUCAGAAGAAUGUCCUCAAGAAGUUGAAGUGACAGUAUAAGUGAAAGUGUGCUUUCGGUUGAACAAUGUGACUGUAUUUUUCUUUUUCUUUUUUAUUUACAUUUUUAUAAAGAAACAUAAAAUCAAUGGAAUUACAUUACCCUUUUUAAUUGCACAGGUUUACAAGGUAAUUGUCUUUUACGGCCUUAUGCCUAUAAACUACCACAGUCCACAAUAUGAUGGUCUAAAUCUAUAGCAGGUUCUUUGAUUUCAAAAGAGACAUUUAUUUUCCUGUUCUGUAUGUCUCAUGAUUAAGUGAGUGUUUCUUAUUUCUCUGCUGAUCAUCUAUGGUGCUUAUUUAUUAUGGAUUUCCACUAUUGUAAUGAAUGGACAUGUAUGGGAAUAAAGGUGACAAAGAUCAUCUGUAA
Messenger RNA from Seriola aureovittata, 5810 nucleotides. It is a transcript of the gene arhgap22b, whose product is annotated as rho GTPase-activating protein 22. Gene Ontology annotation, biological process: signal transduction; activation of GTPase activity. Bases 84 to 2342 code for a protein of 752 amino acids. Lineage: Eukaryota; Metazoa; Chordata; Actinopteri; Carangiformes; Carangidae. The transcript is spliced from 10 exons. Gene Ontology annotation, cellular component: focal adhesion. Gene Ontology annotation, molecular function: GTPase activator activity. The record is from RefSeq and is a predicted model, not a curated record.